AUGAAAUUAUCUACCAUUGCAAUUUUAUUCGUGAUUCUUGGAGUCGCUAUCUAUAUACAAGCCAUGCCGACCCAUGAUGCACCCGACACGAUUCCGCAGACAAAACCGGUAGAAGCGCAGCAUCAGUUUCCAAAUCUAGAAGUGAUGGGUGAAAGGAAAAAGAGGUGCAAUUGGAAUUCGGAUCCAACAACAACAACGGCAGGGUACAGCGACCCAGAUUUUGGACAUCCCCCUAAAGCCUGGGAUCCCGUCGAACCAUUUGCAAAAAACAAUAAAUACUUUGGAACGACACGCAGCCCAAUAAGAAGAAGGAGGUCUAUGGAUGGCAUGAAAUUCAAUUACACAAUACUUAAAUAA
Molecule: messenger RNA, 357 nt
Organism: Rhopalosiphum maidis (corn leaf aphid)
Lineage: Eukaryota; Metazoa; Arthropoda; Insecta; Hemiptera; Aphididae
Exons: 2
Coding region: 1-357 (118 amino acids)
Source: RefSeq, a predicted model, not a curated record